AUGAAUAAACUGAGUUCUUUUUUAAAUGAACUUAAUAUUGAACUUAUCCAAAGAACUUUCAUUGUAUUAGUGCAGCCUCCCCGAAUUCUGAAAGUGAAUACUAAUAUGAAGGCUUCUGUAUGUUUACUGCCGGCUGAAGCCUUGAAUAUUACUUCUAAAUCUGUAACUGUCACAGCAGACUUAACAUCGAAUGAUACGGUCAAAGGAAUUCUUCAAAACAAUACAAGUACUAUGAAGAUUUCUCAGAAACAAAACACAGCAGAAUUUACUAAAAUGAAAGUAAAUGAUGUUACAAGAUCAAAAAACAAGUCUGGAGAGUCUGUCACAGAUGAAAAAUUUGAGCUUAGAUUUUUCAUGCAAAUUGAAAUUGAAGGCAUCAAACUGAAUUUACAGGUUUGCUCCUUUCCAGUUGUCGUGAUUCAAAAUGGAAAUCAAGAAUGCAAAGCAAUGGCCACAAUUUUAUGGGAUAACUUUUUUGAUGAAAAUACAGUUCCUUGGCCCAAGUUUGCAGAUAUGCUAAAAUAUAGAUUUAAAGAAACCAUUGGUGUUUCUUUGACGCCACAAGACUUUAAAUAUUUUGCAUCUAAAAUAUUUGAUAAAACAGUUAAUGACCUUUCCACAAUGUCUAUUACCUGGACUCAGUUUUGCAAGGUGAAUAUGAAUGACAAAAAAUUUUCAUUCUGGGAUUGGUUUUAUGCCAUUGAGAGACUUAUACAAAACUGUUUUCUGGACAUGUAUAAGGACAAGUUAGUCAUUGGUUUUGUCAGUAAGAAACAGACUGAAGACAUGCUCAAUCCAACCCACCCUGGAACUUUCCUUUUAAGAUUUAGUAAUAAUUGUCUUGGCGGCAUCUCUAUUGCUGUAAAAGGCUCUAAAAGCAUCAAACAUCUUUCUCCAUUUAAAAUUGAGGAACUGAAGAAUCAUUCACUUGUCAAACUUAUACAAAAACAAAAAAAGUUUCUUUACCUGUAUCCUAAUCGACCAAAAAGUGAAGCAUUUCAAAAUUAUUCGAUAACAAAGGAAGAUCCUGAUGAAACUCUGAAAAACAAAGGUUAUGAGGAAAGAGAUUUUAAUCUUAGUUAUGAAAGUGACGCUGAUGAUGAGCAAACCAAUUCCAAUGCGCUCAUGAACAUCAAUCAUGAUGUGAUGGAUUUUGAAACUUCUGUUUUCAAUUGUUCAGAUUUUCUCCUGCCUCCACUUCCAGAGGAACUGCCUGCGGACAUCUUCAAUGAAUGA
Messenger RNA from Acanthosepion pharaonis, 1236 nucleotides. The record is from the annotation of a GenBank genome assembly. Lineage: Eukaryota; Metazoa; Mollusca; Cephalopoda; Sepiida; Sepiidae.